UAGAAGCCCGGUGGUUGAUGACUGAGCAGUUCGGCAAUGAAUGGCACCGCACAGCCGGCGCUGGGCAAGGAGGAGCAUGUGCUGAAACUGGGCGAGAGCUUCGAGAAACGGCCUAAAAGCUCGUUCCACACCAUCCGCUAUGAUUUUAAACCAGCAUCCAUUGACACCACUUGUGAGGGUGAGCUACAAGUUGGAAAAGGUGACCAAGUCACCAUAACUUUGCCGCACAUCCCAGGCUCUACUCCACCAAUGACUGUGUUCAAAGGUAACAAAAGGCCGUAUCAGAAGGAUUGUGUACUUAUCAUUAACCAUGACACUGGAGAGUUUGUGCUUGAAAAGCUCAGUAGCAGUAUCCAGGUGAAGAAAACUAGAGCUGAAGGGAGCAGUAAAAUCCAGGCUCAAUUGGAAUCACAGGCAGUGAGAAGAUCUCAGCCUUCAUCGCAGUUUAGAGCACCAAAUAAGCCAUGUACUGGACCAAAAACAUCUCCCUCAAAGGACAACCCAUCACCUGAACCACAGCUUGAUGACAUAAAAAGAGAACUGAGAGCUGAAGUUGAUAUAAUCGAACAGAUGAGUAGCAGCAGUAGUUCCUCAGAAUCUGGAAGCUCAUCUGGCAGUGAUGACAGCUCUAGUAGUGAUGUGGAAAAUGAAGCUCGCCCAUCUACACUGCCACAGCUACAAACACAUCAACAAUCCCAUUCCCAAUCUCAUCAGCAACAGCAGCCACAGAAUUACAGUAACAGAAUUGCUUCUACAAAUGGUACCAGCAGACCAGGAAGCAAUCAGCUUAUGACCACACUGAGAAAUGACUUACAAUUGAGUGAAUCUGGGAGUGACAGUGAUGAUUAAGGACUAAGGAAAAUAGACCACCUACCUCCAUACUGAUCGAACAGGAGAAAUGUGUUAAUGCAUUAUUCGAUUUUGUGUAAUACAUUUAUUAUGUGUCCUUACUGCAGUUUUAAUAUCAGAUAUGGGGUGAUAAAUGCAGUAUAUUUUCAAAAAUGUAUUUAAUUGCUUUUUAAAAGUUAAGUUAGAGAGACAUUAGUUUUACCUGUAUAUUUUGUCAAAUAUUCUAAUUAAUUUUCUGAAGUUGAUCUUUUAAAUGAACUAAAUGGUAAACUUGCAUUUUCAAAACUAUCAAACAGAAAUAGACUUUAAUGCUUAAUCAUGCAACAAGGGUGAUGUCCACCCUAAUGUAAUGUUUAGUUAUACAAUAAGUUUAUACAAGUAUAUCAUAACAGAUAUCACGCAGUGUAGAAAUCCAUUGGCAGAGUCACUGUCUACAAGUACCAUGAUGGAUGUGAAGUUCAUGAUGUUUAAUGGUGGGAACCACUAGUGGAUUAAAAAUAGUAAUUUAAGAACCAUGAAUGGGCAUUGACAACUCUAGAAAUUAACAGCAACAUUGUUUCCUAUAUCUUUGAAUUUUGCUGGUGAAAUAAAUUGUUAGACUAGGUUUUAAUUUCCAAAAGCAAAACAUUUUGUAUCAUAAAAAAAUUAUGUGCUUGUUCCUUUAAUGGAAGAAUUUGUGUGAAGCUGGGUAUUCUGACUGAUCUCCCAUAUUGCAGUUUUAGCAGUUCGAUGCACAACUGUAAUUUGUUGACCUAUUCAAUCUGGGAAAAAUGUUUCAAGCUACAAUGAUUUUUUUAAAUAUGUAUUUAAUCCAUGAUACCCUUCAACUUUGUAUCUAUGAAAUAUAAAAAGAAGCUUUACUACUUAA
This is a messenger RNA of Hypanus sabinus (Atlantic stingray), 1717 nucleotides long. RefSeq names its product ELL associated factor 1 (gene eaf1). Gene Ontology annotation, cellular component: super elongation complex. Bases 37 to 849 code for a protein of 270 amino acids. Gene Ontology annotation, molecular function: transcription elongation factor activity. The record is from RefSeq and is a predicted model, not a curated record. The transcript has 6 exons. NCBI's taxonomy places the organism in Eukaryota, Metazoa, Chordata, Chondrichthyes, Myliobatiformes, Dasyatidae. Gene Ontology annotation, biological process: positive regulation of DNA-templated transcription; regulation of transcription elongation by RNA polymerase II.